Fusarium subglutinans is the source of this 417-nucleotide messenger RNA. RefSeq names its product tRNA-splicing endonuclease subunit sen-15. Gene Ontology annotation, biological process: tRNA-type intron splice site recognition and cleavage; tRNA splicing, via endonucleolytic cleavage and ligation. Gene Ontology annotation, molecular function: nucleic acid binding. The coding region runs from base 1 to 417 and encodes 138 amino acids. NCBI's taxonomy places the organism in Eukaryota, Fungi, Ascomycota, Sordariomycetes, Hypocreales, Nectriaceae. Gene Ontology annotation, cellular component: tRNA-intron endonuclease complex. The record is from RefSeq and is a predicted model, not a curated record. The transcript has a single exon.
AUGCUCAACAUGGAUCCCUCAAGUGACCCGGUUUCAAACGUCACUUCAAUAGUUGUAUACAAUCUGCAAUAUCAGCAUGAUUGGGUCUCCCUCAAAAUCCAUGAAACAACAACUCAGCGACCUCUGAUCAGAGGUUUGCCGCCGAAACGGCUUUACACCCACCCUGAUGACCAGAUCGCUGCCCUGGAACGUGAGAGGACCACUGGGGAACCUCUGGAUCAGACACCGGAGCUCGAAUGGGUGUUGGCAGUACAUCCCGAAGAGAAGUGGUCUAUCAAGAGAUUCUCCGAGAUUUUUGACUCGGUCGAGCGCAAUGGCCCACGAGAGAAGAGGCUUGUUCUAGCCAUCGUGCAUAACGAUUCCACGGUUGUCUACUAUCUAAUGCAUGAGGGCAUGGUCAAGCCUCGGCAAAACUAA